Dalotia coriaria is the source of this 1556-nucleotide messenger RNA. It is a transcript of the gene Mtch, whose product is annotated as Mitochondrial carrier homolog 1. The transcript is spliced from 5 exons. Lineage: Eukaryota; Metazoa; Arthropoda; Insecta; Coleoptera; Staphylinidae. The record is from RefSeq and is a predicted model, not a curated record. The coding region runs from base 380 to 1324 and encodes 314 amino acids.
UAUCGCUCGUUAUAAAUAUUGAUAAAUAGUAUGUAUAUACCUUUUGCCAGCAAUAUUCUAAUGAAGACGAAUCUGAUGUUUAACACUAUUUUCUUUCACAAUUUCUGCACCGACGACUAGAAGCGUCCGUUGUUCUACGAAGUUGUUGCUUGUUUAGUGAACAAAUGCUGCGCGAUUGUCGAUAACACUCGAGCCGGUACGAUUCAAUGUCAAAAUUUAUGUCGUUUCAAUAUAGGCAACCGAGUAUACGCCUAGCCGGUCGACGGGCAACGGCAGCCGCACGAUCUAAUAAAUCAACCCGUUCGUGAUUUUAAUUUUUUCUUUCGUUGCUGAUAUCAAACAAAUAAUACGACGCUGUCGCGCUAAAAUUCGCCGAAACAUGUCCAAACCGAGGGAAGCCAACAAGAACAGCUACUGGUCCAACUACGCGAGUCGUAUUAUCCUCAACACAGCCUCACAUCCCAUCGAAUACGCUAAAGUUUUGAUCCAGCUUGGCUACGAGCCAAUCCCACCACGCCCAUGCACAACGUUUUUCGGCAAACCGGCGCUGAAAUUACCGAAUAUAUUUGACUAUGUAAAGCAUAUCAAAACCGUGGAUGGAUUCGCGGGGAUGUACCGAGGGCUUGUCCCUAAACUAUGCGGUAGUCUGGUAUGUGCAGUCACUACAGAGAAGGUUCUACAAAGAUACGCAGGGGAAGUGAGUAGAGACGAUGAUGAAGAACAUCAGCAAAACGUAGAGGAUCCACGCGGGAAGUUCGUCAAGGACCUCAAACGGGACAUUGUUAGUCGAACCAGCGCCAUCAUCAUUAGCCAUCCUUUUCAUGUGAUCACCAUUCGGAUGAUGGCACAGUUUGUUGGCAAUGAAACCAGAUAUAUGGGUUUAUUUAGUUCAAUUGGAGAAGUUUACAAAGAAAACGGAAUCCUAGGGUUUUUCUCAGGACUAGUACCACGAGUAUUGGGUGAUAUUAUUUUCAUUCUACUAGCUUCUUCGCUCACAUUUGCAGUUAACUCCUACGUCUUUGAGGAACCAGACUUGCAAAUGUAUACAAAUGCAACUAUGUCUUUCCUAGCAAGUGCCAUUACUUACCCAUUCCAAGUAGUGUCCAACUGCAUGGCGGUGUCCAACUCAGGUCUCGCAGCCGGCAUGCCACCACUGAUGCCGAUGUACUCCAACUGGUCCGACUGCUGGUUCGACCUCUCCAAUCGCCAGCAGCUGAAACGCGGUUCUAGUCUCCUCAUCCGCUACUACACCGGCCCGCAGGUGAUCAUCAGCGGCCGGCCUGUACCACUGCCAAAGAACGACAACAUGAAUCUAAGUUAUUAAUCGUUGCAUCACACCGAAGAAAAAAAAAAGAUAUUUAUAGCAUUUCUUAUCGUCGUUCUGUAACGAGAAUUGUUAAAUUAAACAAAAUCUACACACGCUGCGGCCAUAUUGGAUUUUCUGUGUUUAGCAAAAAGGAAAAUUCCAAGUUUUACUAUUUUAAUUAAAUAGAAAACAAUUACACUAGUGGUUGUCUCUUCGUCUAUUCUGUCUGUAAAUAUAUUUUUGUUUCAAA